This is a messenger RNA of Ichthyophthirius multifiliis, 1239 nucleotides long. Its product is annotated as transmembrane protein 184c, putative. The record is from RefSeq and is a predicted model, not a curated record. The transcript has 6 exons. Gene Ontology annotation, molecular function: transporter activity. Gene Ontology annotation, biological process: transport. Lineage: Eukaryota; Ciliophora; Oligohymenophorea; Hymenostomatida.
AUGAAUAAUUUUACCAAUUUUUAACAUCAAAACUUUUAACAAAAUUUAGAUAAUUUAGGUGAAAAGUUUUGCCCUUUUUAUUUUAAAUGUGAUUCUUUUUGUUUAGAAUAAAGUUAUUAAUAUAAUUUUGGAAUAGCAGGAAUAUUAAUGUUUAUAUCUCUAAUAUUUUCUUUUUAUUAUAUAUUAAGACACUUUUAACAUUUUACAAAUCCUCAUUUUUAAUCAAAAAUUAUUAUAAUAUUACUUAUGGCUCCAUUUUACGCAACAAUUUCUAUGUCUUCUAUUAUUUUUAAUGAAGCAGAAAUAUAUUUAACAUUAAUUAGGGAUGUAUAUGAAGCAUUUUUAUUAUUUACUUUUUUUUAUUUGAUUUUUUCUUAUUUAGCAUAUGAUUAAGAAUAAUAAUAAAUUAUAGAUGAAAGAGUUUAUAUAUUAAUGUGUUAAUCUUAAAAAGAAAUACAUCAUAUGUUUCCAUUUAAUAAAUGUACAAAACCAUAUAAAUUAACAAGCACUGCAAAAGCAAAAUACUUUACAUAUAGAUGCAAGAAAUUCGUACUAUAAUGCUUUGUUUUGAAACCUAUAUGUUCGCUAAUUUUAAUAAUAUUAGCUAUUUUUUAAGAAUAUUCGAUUCCAUUUAUAGUAUAAAAUAUAAAUUAAAAGUAUAUUAAAAAAAUAAAUAAGUAUGGUAUAGAAAUUUUUAUGAAGAUUGUUAUAGCAAUAUCUGUAACUUAUUCUCUUUAUUAUUUAAUUUUGUUUUAUUAUGCAUUAAAAAAACCUUUAAGUCCUUUUCAUCCUUUGUUAAAAUUCUUAACAAUAAAAAUUAUUUUAUUUUUUACUUUUUGGCAGACAAUUACUUUGUAAUUAUUUGGAAGCUAUUUAUUAGAAUGUUUUGAUCAAAAUUCUAUUUUUUUUGAAGAAUAAAGAAUUAUUAGUGGGAUAGAAAACACUUUAGUUUGCUUUGAAAUGGUUAUUAUGUCUAUUGCUGGAGGAAUAGCUUUUAGUUAUAAACCUUUUAUUGAUGGAGUUAUAAAAAAAGUUAAUAUUCUUGAUGUCAUUAAGGACAAUGCAUCUACAUUUAAAAAAGAUUUCAGACUUAUUAAGCCUAGAAAAAUGGGAUUUAAAGCAAAAACAGAAUAGUCUAAAUACAAUCCAACUGGACCUUCUUAAUAAUAAGAAAUCUAAAUUGAAAUGUUUUAGAAAACAAGUGAUUUAAAUAAAUCUUUACUUUAGGCAUAUGUGUGA